AUGAGUUGCAACAUGACUUCUGUGGAGCUUUUUGACAUUGAACCUUCCGAAGAGAGCAUAGAUCAGGACAUGAGAGGCUUAUAUAAGUCGAUAGAAGAAGAUCCGAUGGCAUCAGAUGUUUUAUGUGAGUUCUCUGGGGUUGGAUUUGAUGGGGAUGGAGCGAUUCACAGGUUCUAUACAAAAUGGAUCUCAAGUGGUAUGAGGCCUACAAGUCCGGACACAUGUAUUGAUCCCCGACGUCUUUACGAUAAUUGUUUUGAGAUGAAAGAAAAGAAUGGGAAAAUGAGGAUUUAUGAAGAGAAAGAAUAUGCAUGCCGUGAUACUUCAAAAUCAAAGCCUUCUCUUUCGUAUGCUCAAAUAAUAACAAGAGCCAUAAGGACGAGCAAGGUGGGGAAGCUUACUCUUAGCGAGAUAUAUAAGUGGAUUGAAGAUUCGUUUGAGUACUACAGAUAUGCAAACCCCGUCUGGAAGAACUCUAUAAGACACAACUUGUCUCUGAACAAAUGCUUUAAGAAGGUUCCUCGGGAUCCCGGGACACGAGGAAAGGGAGGAAGAUGGAUGCUUGACUAUGAUUUCUUGUCAAAAGAAGACUUCAAGAGACGAAGGGGAGCCAAGCAUUAUGAUUCUGGUGUGAUGGAAAGAUCUGAGUCUUCUGGUGAUUGCUCACACGAUGAAAGGGAGGAUGGAUUUCGUGAUGUCGAGAUGUCUUCGAAGGGCCUGAUCGGUCAGAUGAAGAAGUUUAUGGCUUCUGAGAUCAAUCCAAGUAAGAAUGUAAAUAAAAUAUAA
Encephalitozoon romaleae SJ-2008 is the source of this 786-nucleotide messenger RNA. Its product is annotated as Forkhead/HNF3 transcription factor. The transcript has a single exon. Gene Ontology annotation, biological process: regulation of transcription by RNA polymerase II. The record is from RefSeq and is a predicted model, not a curated record. NCBI's taxonomy places the organism in Eukaryota, Fungi, Microsporidia, Unikaryonidae. Bases 1 to 786 code for a protein of 261 amino acids. Gene Ontology annotation, molecular function: DNA-binding transcription factor activity, RNA polymerase II-specific; RNA polymerase II cis-regulatory region sequence-specific DNA binding. Gene Ontology annotation, cellular component: nucleus.